GUCCACUACUAACAGGCAGUAGAGUUCCAGGUGUAAUCCCGUUUCGUAUCCUACCGAUGGUUUUGAGGAAUUUUACUACAUUCCGACUGGAUUCAAGAUACCACAGAAAAACAAGAACAAGUAAAAUCACAAAAAGAACUAUCAACCUGUUGGAAUUUUCUUCUUAACUCGUAUUUAUCACCUUAUUUAUCAUCUGCGAAAAACCACAAGAUGUACAAUUCAACAUGUCACGAAUAAGGACUAGGUAGAAAAAAUAAAUCAUUGUUUGUUUCCUCGCCCACUGUGAUCUGCUAUCAGUCGGUACGAGUCUCUGGAAUAUUUACAUUGCUGACUAGACAAGAUGAAUCGUUACCAGUUUAUGAAACAGUUAGGCGAUGGGACGUACGGCAGUGUGUUGCUCGGUAAGAGCAACGAAACGGGCGAGAUGGUUGCUAUUAAAAAAAUGAAAAAGAAAUUUUACUCAUGGGACGAGUGUAUGAAUUUACGAGAAGUCAAGUCUCUCAAGAAAUUAAAUCAUGCCAACGUUGUCAAACUCAAGGAAGUUAUACGUGAAAACGACCAUUUAUAUUUUGUUUUUGAGUACAUGAAGGAAAAUCUCUAUCAAAUGAUGAAGGAUAGGGACAGACUGUUUCCCGAAUCAAGUAUCCGUAAUAUUAUGUACCAAGUUUUACAGGGAUUAGCAUUUAUGCACAAACAUGGGUUCUUUCACCGUGAUAUGAAACCUGAAAAUUUACUCUGCUCAGGACCUGAAUUAGUCAAAAUCGCUGAUUUUGGCUUAGCUCGUGAAAUCCGCUCCCGGCCUCCGUAUACAGACUAUGUCUCAACAAGAUGGUAUCGAGCACCAGAAGUGUUGUUACGUUCAACCAAUUACAGUUCACCCAUUGAUAUCUGGGCAUUAGGUGCAAUCAUGGCUGAGCUUUACACAUUAAGGCCAUUGUUUCCUGGCAGCAGUGAAAUAGAUGAAAUAUUCAAAAUAUGUACCAUCAUGGGAACACCAAAAAAGGAGGACUGGGAAGAAGGUUACAGACUUGCAGCUGCUAUGAAUUUCAAAUUUCCACAAUGUGUAACUGUGAAUUUAAAAACUAUUAUUCCAAAUGCCAGCAAUGAAGGACUUACUAUCAUUAAUGAUAUGUUACUGUGGAAUCCACAAAAACGACCAACCGCGGCACAGACGCUAAGAUAUCCCUACUUCCAAGUAGGGCAAAACUUAGGAUCAAGACCCGUACAGAAAACACAGCAACCAUCCAUUCCUGUAUCGUCUCAACUCUCAGAUUAUACCUUAAAAGCACAUCAACCUGUGGUGUCACCCCCACAGCCCCAACCCCCUCCAGUACCUCAAUAUUCAUACCCAAAUAAACAAAAAAUAGACCUCGAUGAUGAUUUUUCAUUUUCCACGAAACCUGUGUUAGCUCGUCACGCUAAACCUGCGGUGGAACCACACCCUCCGUCUAAUCCACAGCAACAGGAGAAUACUUACAAUAAAAAAGACAAUUACCUUAGUGAUAUGUCAAACAACCCGUUGCCGUCAAUCACAUCAACUGUAUCCACAACAACUGUUAAAAAAGAAAACGCGAAUCUUGCGAAGAGUGGGCGACGGCGAUGGGGACAACCGAAAAUUAAGGAUAGUAUGGAUGACUUCAUGGAUGAUUUGGAUUUUAGUAUGGAUGCAAAAAAACCAGCAUUGCCGGCUGUGAAAGAGAGGAAACAGUCAAAAUGGGACGAUGAUGAUGAUAUAUUUGGAUCACCCGCUGCAAAGAAGUCUGGUUUCUCAUUGCUUAAGCAUGGCUAUAGUAAUGCAAGGAUAGACUCUGGUCGUUCAUCUGUCUCAUCAGCAAAACAACAUUAUUUAAGACAAUCUCGAUACCUGCCAGGAAUGAAUUCAAGUAAGAAAGAGACAAAGAAAGAACAAGACUCGUCACACGGUCGCAACACUUAUCCCGGCAUUUAUCAACCGUCUAAACCCAAUCUGGGUGGUAUGUCAUUUUACAGAAAGAAUGAUCUAUUUGGUGGUAUAGGUGGUGGUGGGGGCAUCGGCACUGGUGCUACCUACGGCAGGAGAGCCAUACAACACCCAGGUACAGAUGACAGAUUCAACUCACCAGCUGGUUCAUAUGUUCCAAAGUUUGUAACCAAGAAAGACAACAAGUUACCAGGGCUAUCAGACUAUGGUUGGAAACCUACUGCUAGAGCUGGUGGUGGACUUCUCCCUGCUACUAAAGGAUCACCGGGACUACGAGCACAACCAAUACAUGGAAGAACAGACUGGGCUGCAAAAUAUGGGAGUCGGCGGUAGCCCUAGAAGAUUGUGCCAGAAAUACACAGCUAUUUUGUAUUGUAAACCCUCAUCCUGUCAAUUAAAAUAUACAAAAAGUUUGAAAAACUGGUGUAAAACAUGACAAACUUCUUCACAUAACUGUCAAUAUAGACUAAAAUGUUGUUUCAAGGUGAAUUUUCAUUAAAAGCAUUGAGGGGGCAGGGGCGAAACAAACCUUUAAUUUAUUUCAUUCAAUACUCAGAGCACAUUUAAUACUGCAUUAAUGCUUUACAGAUUUUGGCAGUGAUCAAAAUUAAAAGAAAAAAAGAAAAAAAAAUGUAUCGCUGUUAUACACUUGUACAAUGUGCAAUCACAAAAUCUUAAUAAAGUACCAUCCAGAAUAGAAAAGCAUUUAAUAUUUUCUACUAUGGAGAUAUUUAUACCUCACGCAAGGCUGCUGUAAGAUUAUUCCUUCCAAUGUCAAUUGUAUGGACCAAAUGUAUUGAUUUUUAAUUUUUUUGUUUUUAUAUUUUGAUUUUAAUUUGCAAUGUUGGUUUAUGUGUGCGGCUGCUUCUCUGUAUGCACAGUACAAGAGUGCUUGAAGACAGUGUGUAAAUAAGUGACUCCUCUUUGAGUACGUCCGGUUAUACGUCAUCAUAAUCCAUCAUUGUGCUAGACUAAUAUGUCUGAAAUUUCAUAGCGAUUUAUCCCAUCCACUUCAUGAUAGGAUUGUUUUAUUUUCUAAAGUUGUCCAUUGUAGCCAGAAUUUGAGGGGGAGGGAGGCUAAUCAACUAUUGGUGCUUUCACCUUCCUCGGUGUAUGACAGCAUAUUUUUAUAAUGAAAAACUUGAUAUCAUACUCUUUUUCAAAAUGCUUGAUUGCAACAGCUCUGACUUGUAGAAGAUAAGAGCUCAGUUUUGAAUCUGAUGUAUUCUUGUAGUAGUUUUCUCAUUGAUACAUUCAACGUUAUCCUCUGUUAAUAUCGACAGGCUUGCAUCAAUCAUUUUUUUAUCACUGUUUCAAACACAAUUGAUUGGACUUUGCAGCUUUGUGUGCUUUAUUCCACCAUCAUGAGAAUUACACAACAUGCAAUUAUUUUUUAGAAACAAAACCAAAGUAAUCCUUCAUACAGAAUAGUUGCCAAAGUAAUAAUUUUUCUAUAUUUUUGUCAGGUUUGUUUUUAUUUAUACAAAAUGAUGCCAUAGAUACAUAAUGUUACUAUGGAAACAGAACCUGUACAGUUUUGUAUAUACCAAUAGAAAUAAAUAAUCAUGUCUUUUAU
Saccoglossus kowalevskii is the source of this 3536-nucleotide messenger RNA. RefSeq names its product serine/threonine-protein kinase MAK-like. The record is from RefSeq and is a predicted model, not a curated record. Gene Ontology annotation, biological process: protein phosphorylation. Lineage: Eukaryota; Metazoa; Hemichordata; Enteropneusta; Harrimaniidae. Gene Ontology annotation, molecular function: protein kinase activity; ATP binding.